AUGAGAAAUCAAUCGAAUAACGGUGGGCGGGCGGCGAGCGGCGCGGCGGAGAGCGCGUUCUUACAGAGCUGCUGUAGCGCGAGUUGCGUUACCGGCCUUGGCUCCGGUUACCAGAGGUUUCGCUGCUGCGCUCGAGGGGAAAGAAUAGCCAGCAGUUACCUGCACUGCAGUCUGCUCUCCUUUUCCUCUUUGUCCCCGCAGCACCGCACCCACACCAUCUCUGCCCAGCCGCCAGCCCGAAUCCACGGCACAGCUCCGAAACAGCCACACUGGCCUAAAAAAGCAGGUCGUACUCGGAACUGUAUUGAAUAUACAAGGAACGAUGCCGUUCAUUCGGCCCACAGAGGGGGUGAGCAGGCAGUAAAGAAGAACAGAGCAGCAGUGAAUGGAAACCCAAAUGAGUGCUCGAUUCCAAAUGAGUUACACUGUGUCACAGACACGACUGAUGCAGAACAAGAUGACCUACCUUGUGAUGGAGAUGGGGGAAUAGCCUGUGAACACCAUGGCAAGUCAGACCAAUUGAAUGACUGCACUUACAUCCCUGAUGCUUUAAACUUACCUCUUUCUGAGGAUAACAGAAAUGCAUCAAGUUAUGAGAUUUAUGUACAACCUGAAGGUGUAUUUAACUAUGCUAAAGGAACCAUAGGAACAAGUGGAAUUUCAGCUGGAAUACCUGGAAGUGAACUGUCCUUUAAAAAGGACAGCUGGUGUGGUCAACCAGAUGGCAGAGACCCUCCAAGUCACUCCAGUAUGUCCCAUGUCCUUCUGCGCCAUUUCCCUACAGGAGAGUUAACGAGCAAAUGGCAGUUGAUUGAACAUGAGACUAUACCAGAAACAUCCCUGACUGAAAGCAUUGACGAAACCACAAACAAGCACACAGCUUGUGAAUGCGUCCAAGGCCCUUCGACAGGUGAACAACAGGCAGCCAAGUUUGAAGAGCACCACUUAGAAAAGCUGAAAGCAGUGAGUACUGAAGGGAAAAUUCAGGAUUUGCUAAGUAAAAACACAUUUGUUUCAAAAGCCUCUACUUCUACUCUUGCUAAGCAUGGGUGCAGACAAGAAAAUUUGCUGUUGAUUAAUGAGUAUGAAGAUGCACGUAUCUUUCAAAACACAGAGCAGACAUACGUGUUUAAGAAAUCAGUUCCAUCUCAUGAGCUCAUAGCGGGCCAAGGUGAAGCUCAGAAGUGUCAGGAAGACAGUAAUGAAGUCACUUCAGAAAUGAAAGUACCAAAAAUGAGUGAAAAUAAUAAAUCCAUUCCCACCAUUAAAAGAACAACAUCCUUCCCUACAUUGCUAAGUAAAUCAGUAACCAUUAACAGCAUUCUAGAAAAUCAGAAAUGUUUUGAUUCCAUUGAAGUCACAAAUCAGGAAGGAACAAGCAUUCCAGAAUCGUCCCAACAACAAAAGGUACUGCCUCAGUCAGGUUUUCCAAAUGCAGGAUUUGCCAUUUACUCAGGAGACAUUGGAACAGCCCCUGAAGCCUCUACAGCAGACACUUCUGUCCUGCAGCCUUCACAUGGUUUGUCUGAACCAAGAUUGCCAUGUGGGAAAACAGCAUCUGCAUUUCCAACAACUCAUACAGUAGAACUGUGCAGUCUAAAUGCUUCUAAUUCAUUGCCCAAAAUUACCCAAGGAGAGAUGAUGUCUCAAAUACUAAAGGAACAGACAGAUCAACUAAAAAUUAAAGUGGAAGACUUCUCUAAACACGUGACCAAGGAGACAUUCCUCUUACAAGAUGAUUAUCUGGCAUUAAAUCAACUGAAAAGAUACCUUGAAGCCUUGGAAAGGAAUUAUUUAACUGCUAGAGAGGAGCACCGUAACUUACAGCUGCAGUACUACAAGGACAAGUCUGUCAACAUUGGAGAAUUUGACCCCAAAAGAAAGGUAGAAGGGGAAAUAUUUAGACUUGGCAUGAUGCUUGAAGACAUCAAAGAACUAGCAGAUGACAGCAGGCACAAAUGGGCUCCUUCACCCAGUUCCUGUGGAUCUGCCCAUUCCUCAUAUUCUCUUUGGGAGAGCUCAGUACUUUCCAGUAUUGCUGAUUCCCCUGAAGAAAAUACAUUUCUUAGCAAGAACAAUGAAGGAGAAAAUACAAGCCAGACAAGUUCCAUAACUCCACAGAGAAAUGCCCACUUCUCUUUGCAGUGUGACAGAUGCAAUCUUCGUAUUCACACGUUACAGAAGAGAGCCGAAUCAACUUAUGGGAAAGAAAUGGAUCCUCUGGGAAAAAGUUGUCUGCUAGCAAGCAAGUAUUCUUCACAUGAAAUGAGAUUCUUUUCACCUGAAGGAAAAUAUGAGGCGGAAGGUCUUGGAUUCCAUACUCAGGGUACAUUAAGUCAGAAAGAUAGUGCCAGUGAAGAGAGUAUGAAAGGAAAUAACAUAAUGGAAAGGAAAACUGGAACACAUACAAUCUUCAUUCUAAGAAAACCGACCGAUUUAUCAGAUAAAAAUCUGAACAAUGAUUCAGAAGCCAUCUCAGCCUACCAUUCUUAUGGUUCACAAAGCGAUGAAUUUAUGAAAUGUGAAAGUCACCAAAUUCUCCAUGCAAGGCUACAUAGAGAGAGAAAAGGAUUUAAAUGCAGAUGCUCCAGAGAAAGCCAAAAUCCAUUUAAACUCAGGAACUACAAGGAAUCUGUUCAGUCUUGCACUCCACGUAGAAAUAAAAACUCUGGUUCAACUUCUUAUUCGCAGAAGAGAAUCCCCAGUCAAAAGGCUCAAACAAAUCAACAGCCACCUGAACCUGUCAACAGACUUUAUGAAAGCAAGAAGUCUGCCCGAAACACAUCUGCGAUCAUCAGAAACAGAACUGCCAAAGACUUCAACAUAAACAUUUUAAAUUCUACUCUGGAUCAUGCAAUACAGACAGCAAACAGUUUGAAGAAAGCUACAGAAAAAAUGGUGCAAGCAAUUUCAGAAGAUCUAGCUAAAGCUAGAAGAAAACAGCUUUAACCAUCUAGUUUCAGAUGCUACAUUUUUUUGCUGGUUAUAAAUAAUAAACAUCUCUACAAAUAUAAAAUGACAAAGAUUAGAAGAUCAGCUAGCUUUAGUUCUAUGAUUGUCGGUACUAACUGGUACAUACUGGUAUUCCACAUGUUUAUACUCAGUGUCUGAACUAGAAAAUGAAUUGCUUAUCUAUUGAAGUCUUUGAUGUUUUGGCUGGCCCCUGUUAUUACUUACAACUGCCUUUCCUAAGCAUUCGUUAGGCAUCCAUUUCAGGUAGCUUCAUAAAAACUGGCUUAUCAAGCAAAGUUAAUUUUUUUUAAUUUCUAUUUCCCUCCACCCCCAAAGAGCAGAAUGAGUUUCAUUCACUCCAACGUACAUUUGCGUUUCGCACCUGAAAAGUAGCUGCUUGACCACACCAACAAAUAGAAGCAGGAUCUGCAGCUGCAAGCAGGAUGCUAGUAUAUCGAGUCAUAUUUAAAGCAUAUAAUUAUUUCUGGAGUGCCCUACAUUGAGAGUGUUUUGUUUAAGAGAGAUCCUUGCAUGUCUCAGAAACUGAGUAAUGCCAUUGGUUGUUUGCCUGUUCCUAACAGUUGAACUGUUGCUUCACUCACAUGGCCUCACAUUGUCUGAUAUAUGUGACUGAGAUUUCUAGCUGAUGAUGUAGGCUACAGAAUUUUUAAAAACCAUUCUAUGAUUUUUCUAAUGAAAUCCAUUUAACUGUAGCAAUUAAAAGCAAGCAGACAGGUAACAGCUGUGCACGUAUCAGAUAUGCUAUUCACUGAAGCAAAUCCAAAAUAUAUCAUAGAAUCAUUUGAAUUAGAAGGGACCUUUAAAGAUCAUCUAGUCCAACCCUCAUGAGUGUGAAGGCAUACCCACAGUUCCAUCAGGUUUUCAGUGCCCAGUGCAGCCUGACCUUGAACAUCCCGAGGACAAGGCAUCCACCACUUCUCAGGGCAACCUGUUCCAACGUUUCACUACCCAUACUGUAAAGGACUUUUUUCUUACAUCUAAAUCCUCGCUUCUUUAGUUUGAAACCAUUUCCCCCAUCCUGUCACAACAGACUCUGCUAAAGAAUCUGUCCCCUUCUUUU
Messenger RNA from Centrocercus urophasianus (Greater sage-grouse), 4033 nucleotides. RefSeq names its product AKNA domain containing 1 (gene AKNAD1). The coding region runs from base 1 to 2949 and encodes 982 amino acids. The record is from RefSeq and is a predicted model, not a curated record. The transcript has 16 exons. Lineage: Eukaryota; Metazoa; Chordata; Aves; Galliformes; Phasianidae.